Molecule: messenger RNA, 2121 nt
Organism: Colias croceus (clouded yellow)
Lineage: Eukaryota; Metazoa; Arthropoda; Insecta; Lepidoptera; Pieridae
Exons: 4
Coding region: 1-2121 (706 amino acids)
Source: RefSeq, a predicted model, not a curated record
AUGGAAGAUCAAUUUGUAACUAUCAGAAAAAAUAGAAUAACAAAUUUGAAUCAUUCAAUUAUCUCAAACCAAUCCACUGAUUCAGAUUAUCUAGCAAGAUCAUUGCCUGAUCUAUCCACAUAUAAUGAAAAUUGUGAUGGGAAGGAACAAAUUGAAGACUUAAAAUCACAACUAGAAGCAGCACACUUAGAAAUUGAAAAUAUUCUUUUGGAAAACAGCUCAUUGAAAAAGAUCAUUGUUGAACAAAAAGCUGCAAUUUCACGUUUUAAAAAAAUAUGUUCGACUGACUUCAAAAUCGUUGGGUCCACUUCUUCAACAAGAAAAAAACCACAAAAAACACGACAAGAAAAAAAUGUAUUCCGUCAGCAAAAAUUAAACAUGAGCUGUAAUGACCUUCAAUUGUAUGAAAACAAUACGAAUAACGACGGAAUUUCUAAUAAUUUUGAGCCUCCCGAUAAUUCUACGAGCAUGAGAAGAAACUCCCAGUCACAACAUAAGCCAAGCCAAAGCAAACCUAAUAAUGUUCCUGAAAUCUUACUCAUUGGUAGUCAACAGUGUAAAGGCCUAACAUUUGAACUUAUACACUCAAGAUAUGGUACUAAAUAUGGAAAAUUCUACAUCAACUCGUGGAUUAAACCCUAUGCAAAAACAGUAAGCCUUCUGAAUUCUCUGGCUGGUUUUCAUGAUCUUCCUGAAAACUACCUGUCGAAAGCAACUUGGAAUAUAAUCAAAAAGAAGAUAGAUGAAGUGCGGUCGUUUGAUGAAAUAGGUCCAAUCAAAGCUAAUGGAAAAAUUGUCACUGACACGAAUCAAAUAGCCAAUGAAUUCAAUAGCCACUUUACUAACAUAACGACGAUUAGCACCAGAACUGGAUUAGCACCAGACUUUAGUUUUGUUCAAACAUUGAGUUCAUCUAUAUUUCUGACACCCUGUACUACUCUAGAGAUAUCUUCAAUAAUAGCAUCCCUUAAAAAUACUAAAGCCGCUGGGUACGACUCUAUUACAACCCACGUUUUAAAGCACUGCAAGACAGAACUGACAGAUGUUAUUACUCACCUUAUAAACCUUUCCUUUGAACAGGGCACUUUCCCAGACUGCCUGAAGAUAUCUAUAGUUAAGCCGAUCUAUAAAAAAGGUGAUAAACAGAUGCUUAACAAUUACAGACCCAUAACUCUGAUCCCGAUUCUAGCGAAGGUAUUUGAAAAAGCUAUGUAUAGGAAAUUAAAUUCAUUUUUAGAAAAAUUUAACAUAAUUAAAGAAGAGCAGUGUGGGUUUCAAAAGAACAAAUCAACGUCAUUGGCUACAUUUUAUUUAGUAAAAACACUGAUAGAGCAUAUGGACAAGCGAAAAAAGGUUACAGCGAUCUUCUUGGAUAUGAGUCGGGCUUUUGAUUUUGUUAAUCAUAAUACCCUUCUCCAUAAAUGUAAUCUCUAUGGAAUAAGAGGACCAGCACUUGAUUGGCUCGAAAGCUAUUUAAAAAAUCGUCAACAAUACGUAGAAAUAGCCCACGCACACUCGGAUCUAAACGUUAGAAUGCACAGAUCCACUCCUAAAUAUAACAGAAGUGGAGUGCCACAAGGAAGCGUCCUUGGACCUUUAUUAUUCCUCCUCUAUAUAAACGAUUUGCCCAAUAUAACACCGCAUAAAUGUGUACUGUUUGCUGACGACGUAUCAAUUAUCAUUGCCGAUAACAAUCUUACUGACUACCAAUCCGUUAUUAAUAACACAAUUAAAAAUAUAAUAGAAUGGUUAGAAACUAAUGAUUUAACUAUUAAUAUAGAAAGGGCUGCUACUGUUGCUUACCACGGCUAUGUUGGCUCUAUAUUGAGAUAUGGCAUUUUAAUAUGGGGUAAUUCUACUGAAGUACACCAAGCUUUUCUAGCUCAAAAGAAGUGUGUCAGAGCUAUAACAGGAAUAGGACCCCUCGAUAGUUGCAGACCGAUGUUUCGAAGGUUACAGAUCCUGACUGUAGCUUGCCUUUAUAUUCUCGAGAUAGCUCUUUUCGUAAAAAAGCAUACAGCUCAUUUUGUUACUUUUGAAAAAGACAGCCUGUUUCAGACUAGGGAUCCCACCCGACUACGCUUCCCCAUGUCAUAUAAGAUAAACGAGGACUUGGCUUAG